GUUAUGUCCUUGACGGAAGAGUAAAUAACACAGGAUGCGUGUGUUUUCCGCAUGAUAAAAUUUAGAGGAAGUUCCUUGAUUUAAAAAAGAUAUGCUCUAGAAGAUGGCAAAUUUCAUGGAGUUUUUUCACAAGAGGAAGACUUUUCGUCCUAAGAAGAAGUUUGAGCCUGGGACUCUUCGAUAUUCCCUCCACAAACAGGCUCAAGCUUCUCUUAAUUCAGGGAUUAAUCUCAGAGAAGCUGUUAAAGUGCCUCCUGGUGAAUCUUUAAAUGACUGGAUUGCUGUUCAUGUGGUUGAUUUUUUUAAUCGAAUCAACCUUAUAUAUGGGACUGUAACUGAUUAUUGUACUGAAGAAACAUGUCCCACCAUGUCUGGAGGACCUAAAUAUGAAUAUAGGUGGGCAGAUAAUAAUGAAUACAAAAAGCCAACAGCUUUGCCAGCUCCUAAAUAUGUAUCAUUAUUAAUGGACUGGAUUGAGUCUCAAAUAAAUAAUGAAGAUAUAUUUCCUGUGAAAGUUGAUGUUCCAUUUCCUAAAGUCUUCCUUCCAACUUGUAAAAAAAUUUUGACAAGGUUAUUCAGAGUGUUUGUCCAUGUUUAUAUUCAUCAUUUUGAACGAUUAGUUCUUAUAGGAGCUGAAGCGCAUGUGAAUAUGUGUUACAAGCAUUUUUACUAUUUUGUGACAGAGUUUGAUUUGGUUAGUCAAAAGGAACUAGAACCAUUAGCUGAAAUGACGAGUAAAAUUUGCAAGGGGAGUGCACCUUCAAAGCGAUAGAGCACUUAUUUUAUUACUAAUUUAUUGCUUGUUUUUGUAUUUGAAAUGCAAAUAGCUUAUAGAUUAUUCCAUAGACUAUAUUCAAAUCAUUCCCGGUUAAUUAUUUUAAUUAUUUUCGUCAAAGUUUAUUUAUUUACAUUAUUGUUAUGGCUCUAUUUUAUGAUGAUUAUCAUGUUCUAGAUUUUACUAUUAAUAUUUUUUUUCAAAAAAAAAAUUCUUUUAUUCUAUUCUAUUUUUAAGAUGAACUGAUAGCAUUUUUAUUUAUUUCAUGUUUUUCAAAUUGGGCUUUUUACCUUCUUUCAUUUUAUAUUAAUAGAAAUUAUCACUUUCGGUCAUUUUGGAAAUGCGUUGUUAUUCAUCUGAUAUUUAUAAAUUGUGAUUAUAGAAAUUAUUUGCUUUUAUUUAAAUAGUAUCAUCAAAAUUAAAUAAAUGCUCUCAAACUAUAAACUGCUCAUUUUGCUGUUAAACUUGAGUGAUUAACAUUAAAAGUUCAUAAUAAUUUUUAGAAUAUUCAAAUAGUUAAAUAUUCCAUAAGUGUGUGUGCUCAUUGUAUCUUGACAAUCAUUGCUCAAAAACAUACAAUGGAAAAAUGUCUAUAAUUUUGUUAUCGUUGAAAGGGGAAAAAAUAUAAAAAAAUUUCUAUAAGAAUUAAUCUCUCUUCCUCUGUCUUUUUUUUUUUUUCCCAUGUUUAGAAAAUACGUAAAAAAGAAAAUAAAAAAAAAUCAUCAUUCCUUCACCUCUUUGCUUUUGAAAGUAGUGGGUGGGCAUAUCAAGGAUAAAUAGCACUUGCAAUUAAUAUUUAUUUACUAAGCAGCCUCCCUUCUCAGUUAUUGACUAAUAGUUUUUGAAACAUAAAAUGCAAAAAUAAUGUCUUCCUGGCACUCUUCAUGACUGGUACCUAUAACAUUUAAACUGCCCUUAUCCAUGAUUCACUAUCUCAUUAUAUUUGAGGAAGAAAAUUAAUAAUGGUGCAUCAUAGCAUAAUUGUCAUGAUAAAACCAUAACAAAAAUAAAUUACAAUAUUGAAUAUAAAUUGAAUUGUGAAUUUUGUGAUUGUGAGAUUGUGAAAUGUAGUGAGAAUUCAAUGCAUUUUGUGAUACUAAUUUAUGAUAGACACUGCCAUGGUAAAACUUUUUUUAAAUUUUAAGAUCUAUAAAAAUUUUAUUCACUCGGUAUAUAACUAGAUAAGGAUUUUUAUAUUAGACACAAACAUCACUGCAUAAUGUGCAACUAAAUGUUGUGAUUUGCUCUGUGAAUUUAAUUUGCAUCUUUGAAUUCAUAAAAUUAGGAUAAAAGAUUUUCCAAUCUAGAUAUAAGUGAAUGCUGAAAUCGUGUAAAAAAAUAUUUAGAGAGAAAGAUCUUUGUAGAUUUUUCCAUUGCUUUCAUUAUCCCACCUAAAAAUCAAAUAUUGAAAAGUGAUUUUUUUAGGACAAUUUACAUCCUAAUUUCAGUCAAAACAAACUUAUAUGAUUAAAAAUUGUUCUGUCAUUUGCCUGUAUUCUUAUUUAUAAUUUCUGUCCAAUUUCAUCUACAACAUGUGCCUUUAGUAUCUGUUGCCUGAUAUGAAAUCUUCUGUAUAAUUUAUUGCUGGAAGGAGCUUUUCUUAUUGUAUAUGUAUUUUACACUUUGCUUUAAGUACCAGUGAUUUAAAAAAAAAUGUAUAAUUCAAUAUGUAUUUUUACUUUUCUUCAUUAUUUUACUUGUUCAUCAAACAAAAAGAGAAAAUGCAAAAUUCUUGAAAUAUAGAAACCAAAAAAAAUUGGCUGGUUAUUGAUAAAAAUAAUUGUUUGGGAUUCUUGCAUGUUGUUAGAAAUAGCCAAAUUUUAUUUGCCAAUGUACAGCAUUUCUAAAAUGAGUAUAUAAAUCUAAAUAAAAACUAAUUAUAAUAAACAAUUAGUACCACAUAUAUUUUUAAUGUAUUUAUGGUAAAAUUGUGACUUUCUUAUUAGCAAAAGGAGAGGGAGGGGAAUACUAUGCAUGCAAACAAGUUAUGAGGGCUUUUAGGUUAUGUUUUCAAAAUUUGUCAAAUUCAACUUUAAUAUAACUUAAAUAUUAAGUUAUUUCCAUUAAGAGUUUGCAGUAUAAUGGUUAGCAAUGUAACUUGCCUAAAAAUAAUUCGAUAAUAAUCCAAAAUAUGUAAAUUUAAGCAGUGUUAUAUGUGUUAAUAUUUAUUCAGCAAAUGAAUGUAAUGCUAGAUGCACAGUUAAAUGAAUCUGUUAUUUAAUAUAGUACAUUUAUAGCUUCUUCUACUACUGAUCAAAUUGUGUGGUACCUAGGAGUCAAUAAACAAAUCUUCCAGUUUCUUUUUUUUUUUUUUUUUU
Messenger RNA from Argiope bruennichi, 3093 nucleotides. Its product is annotated as MOB kinase activator-like 3. Bases 104 to 772 code for a protein of 222 amino acids. The transcript has 7 exons. Gene Ontology annotation, cellular component: cytoplasm; nucleus. The record is from RefSeq and is a predicted model, not a curated record. Gene Ontology annotation, biological process: positive regulation of protein phosphorylation; signal transduction. Lineage: Eukaryota; Metazoa; Arthropoda; Arachnida; Araneae; Araneidae. Gene Ontology annotation, molecular function: protein kinase activator activity.